Molecule: messenger RNA, 2284 nt
Organism: Scatophagus argus
Lineage: Eukaryota; Metazoa; Chordata; Actinopteri; Scatophagidae
Gene: onecut2
Product: one cut homeobox 2
Exons: 2
Coding region: 320-1540 (406 amino acids)
Biological process (GO): regulation of transcription by RNA polymerase II
Cellular component (GO): nucleus
Molecular function (GO): RNA polymerase II cis-regulatory region sequence-specific DNA binding; DNA-binding transcription factor activity, RNA polymerase II-specific
Source: RefSeq, a predicted model, not a curated record
ACCGUGGACAGCUCCCGUCUGAAGAGCAGAGUAACGCAGGAGGAGGAGAGGGCUGGAUAUGGGGGAGCCACCGCACAGGCCCGUACGAUCGAGAUAGAAAAAAAAACAACACUUUUUAAUGUGCACAUUCCGGGGAAAACACAAAAAGACACCAAACUGGAGAGGCCUUAGGAGGAAGGGGAAAAAUCCGAGGGAGUGAAGAAAAAAGGGGGAAUACGGCUACUGACCCAUCCCGGCGCAUCAGGGGAGAAGCAGCGAGAAAAGGGGAGAAGAAGGAGAGAUAAUUCCGCUCGACCUGAUGGACUGAGAGGACAGAUGAAUGAAGACUGCCUACACUAACGCCUAUAGAUGCCUGGCCAAGGACCUGGACGCUUACGCCAUGAACACGGACAUGACAAUGGACGGCAUUGGCAGCCUGCAUGGCGGGGUGUCGGUGAGCUCCGUGGUCCCUGAUGCGGAGCUGAUCAGCGGCCACAGCCCGCACCACGGCCGCGGGAGCUCAUCGGGGGGACACGGGGCGGCGGCGGCAGCGGCGGCCACCCUGCGGAUACACCAGGACCUGGCCGCCGCCGCCGCGUCAUCCCGCUCGGCCAUGGUGACCGGCAUGGCCACAAUACUGGACGGCAGCGGGGAGUACCGGCCGGAGCUGUCCCUUCCGCUGCACCACGCCAUGAGCGUGCCCUGCGACACGUCCUCUCCCGGGAUGGGGAUGAGCGGCACAUACACCACCUUAACCCCGCUGCAGCCGCUGCCCCCCAUCUCCACCGUGUCGGACAAGUUUCACCAUCAUCACCAUCACCACCAGCGACUCUCCGGGAACGUGAGCGGGAGCUUCACCCUGAUGCGGGACGAGCGGGGGCUACCGGGCAUGAACAACCUGUACAGCCCCUACCACAAGGACCACAUGUCCGGGAUGGGUCAGAGUCUGUCCCCGGUGCUGGGCAACGGCCUGGGCUCCAUACACAACACCCAGCAAGGUCUCCACAAUUACGGCACCACGACGCACGGAGGCCACGACAAGAUGCUGAACUUCGACGCACAUCACACCGCCUCCAUGCUGGCCAGAGGGGACCACCACCAGCACCGAGGCCUCGGUGGCCCGGCGGCCGGGAUGAUGCCGCACCUGAACGGGAUGCAUCACCCGGGACACCCGGCCGUGUCCUCGGCAGGCCACCACCCCCACUCCAACCCCCACCUCCAGUCUCCAUCCCACGGGCCCGUGUUGGCUUCCACCAGGGAAAGACCGCCUUCCUCCUCGGGGGCACAGGGGGUGAACAGCUCGGGGCAGCUGGAGGAAAUCAACACCAAGGAGGUUGCGCAGAGGAUCACGGCGGAGCUGAAGAGGUACAGCAUCCCCCAGGCCAUCUUCGCCCAGAGGGUACUGUGUCGCUCCCAGGGGACCCUGUCGGACCUCCUGAGGAACCCCAAACCCUGGAGUAAACUAAAGUCAGGCCGGGAGACCUUCAGGAGGAUGUGGAAGUGGUUGCAGGAGCCCGAGUUCCAGAGGAUGUCGGCCCUCAGACUGGCAGGUAUUAUGUGAUCGUCGGGGGAAUUGAACACAGGAGCAGAGGCAGCAGCGGCCCGAUGAAUUAUUGAUGGGAAUCUCGGCGUGACCCGCCUCGGUCUGCUCACUUCACUUCUUCUUCACCUCGCAGUCGGGUUAACCAGGCAAAAUGGACGGGGAGAGAAAGAGAGAGAGAGAGAGAGAAAGAGGGAGAGAGAGGAGGAGGGGGAGGAAGAGGAGGAGGAGGAGCCCAUUGUUUGGUUGGGGGCCAGCCUGUGACUCUAAGUGAAUUAUGGAUGAAAAGACAACGAUGCUCAAAUCAGAGCUCGUAUAAGAGAUGGAGAACAAAUAGGAGCUGUAGUCAGCACAAACAAAUAAAGCCUUGCAAAAAAAAAAAAAAAAAAAACAGUUGAAGGGCGAAAUUAGCUGCACAUGGUUGGUUCAGUAUAACACAUAUUUCCACAUCAUUUAUUUCAGCAAUAAAAAAGAACAGAGCCACAUGAUGUACUCAGUGUCUCUUUUUAACGCAAAUUCUGUUCUCAUUGAAACAUUAAUUCAGAUUGCUUCUUUGGUUGCUGUUAAAUUGCUGAAACACAACACUUCCUACAGAUGCUUCACAACAAAAACCUACCAGAGAGGGAUUAUGCACUUGUAGCUGCUGUAACACUUGUCAUGCUAAUGAAGGGACAUGGCUCAGUGAUGUAUUUUUAAUAGUUUUUGUGUAAUGAAUGACUGAACCUAAAUAUUUUCCAUUUUACUCAUCCUGCUGCAUGCAGACAC